UAGCUCGCGGAAGCGAGAGCCCGAGGCUGCAGGUGCCGGGUCCCAAGGCAUGGCGGGGGCGGGGCCGGGGCUGGCGCGCGCCCAGCAGGCCGGGGUGUCCCUUGCCCCGGCCCUUUGAUCCCGGACCGGACAGAGAUGUGAUAAUGGAUCAUCAUGUUUCCACCAUCAAACCUCGAAGAAUCCAAAACCAAAAUGUCAUUCACCGCCUGGAGCGCCGGCGGAUCAGCUCGGGCAAGGCAGGCACCCACUGGCACCAGGUCCGGGUCUUCCACCAGAAUGUCUUCCCCAACUUCACGGUCGUCAAUGUGGAGAAGCCGCCUUGCUUCUUGCGGAAGUUCUCCCCCGACGGACGCUACUUCAUUGCUUUCUCUUCCGACCAGACGUCUCUGGAAAUCUAUGAGUACCAGGGCUGCCAGGCCGCCGAGGACCUCCUGCAGGGCUACGAGGGGGAGAUUCUGGCCAACGGCAACGACCAGCGGUCCGUCAACAUCCGCGGCCGGCUCUUCGAGCGCUUCUUUGUCCUGCUGCACAUCACCAGCGUCGCGGCCAACGGCGAGCACCUGAACCGAGAGUGCAGCCUCUUCACGGACGACUGCCGCUGCGUCAUCGUGGGCUCCGCCGCCUACCUGCCGGACGAGCCGCACCCCCCCUUCUACGAGGUGUACCGCAACAGCGAGUCCGUGACCCCCAACCCCCGGUCCCCCCUGGAGGACUACUCCCUCCACAUCGUUGACCUCCACACCGGCCGCCUGUGUGACACGCGCACCUUCAAGUGCGACAAGGUGGUCCUGUCGCACAACCAGGGGCUGUACCUGUAUAAGAACAUCCUGGCCAUCCUGUCGGUGCAGCAGCAGACCAUCCACGUCUUCCAGGUGACCCCCGAGGGCACCUUCAUCGACGUGAGGACCAUCGGCCGCUUCUGCUACGAGGACGACCUGCUCACCGUGUCGGCUAUGUUCCCCGAGGUGCAGCGGGACAGCCAGACAGGCAUGGCCAACCCGUUCAGGGACCCCUUCAUCAACUCCCUAAAACACCGGCUGCUGGUGUACCUGUGGCGCCGGGCAGAGCAGGACGGAAGCGCCAUGGCCAAGAGGCGCUUCUUUCAAUAUUUUGACCAGCUGCGGCAGCUGCGCAUGUGGAAGAUGCAGCUUCUGGAUGAAAACCACCUGUUUAUCAAGUACACCAGUGAGGACGUGGUGACCCUGCGAGUCACAGAUCCGUCGCAGGCAUCUUUCUUUGUGGUGUACAACAUGGUCACAACAGAGGUGAUCGCCGUGUUUGAGAACACGUCAGAUGAGCUUUUGGAGCUCUUUGAGAACUUCUGUGAUCUCUUCCGGAACGCUACCCUGCAUAGUGAAGUCCAGUUUCCCUGCUCAGCUUCCAGCAACAAUUUUGCACGGCAGAUCCAGCGCCGGUUUAAAGACACUAUCGUCAACGCCAAGUACGGAGGACACACGGAGGCCGUCCGCCGGCUGCUGGGCCAGCUCCCCAUCAGCGCCCAGUCCUACAGCGGCAGCCCCUACCUUGACCUGUCUCUCUUUAGCUACGAUGACAAGUGGGUGUCGGUCAUGGAGCGACCCAAGACUUGCGGAGACCACCCUAUCAGGUUCUAUGCCCGGGACUCUGGUCUGCUCAAGUUUGAGAUUCAGGCAGGCUUACUGGGCCGCCCCAUCAACCACACGGUGCGACGCCUCGUUGCCUUCACCUUCCACCCUUUCGAGCCUUUUGCCAUCUCCGUGCAGAGGACUAAUGCCGAGUAUGUCGUCAACUUCCACAUGCGACACUGCUGCACGUAGGUGCCUCACGGAGCCGGCUGCUCUGGUCUUCAAGCCUCUGGCCCGCCCACCCCGCCGCCCCAUCACGUCUCAGUGGGCUGUGAAGCAGAAGCUCCUGACGCCCAGCCUUGGAGUCCCAGGCUGUACCUCCGGUGUGGAGAGCUGGAGACAGGAGGAAAGAGGUGUGAGGGUGGCUCGGCCCUGAACACAACACAACUACUGAUCAAUCGACUUAAAAGUCCUCUUGCCUUUUCCCUGUGGGAAUGCCCAGCAUUAAGUCCAUUUAAUUUUUUGUCUUAUUUUGCAUUUUUUUGCUAUGAAGAUGAGAGCAUUACACCUCUGCCCCCUUCGUGUCACUUCUUUGGCAUUACAAUAUGCAGCCUGCAGCAGGAAACUCUUGUUUACUCAUGAGAACUCUGUACAUCCUUUCAAUUAGCCAACAGCAGGGCUGUCUUUAUAAGGAAAAAAAAAAAUAAAGCAUUGGUAUUUUCUUAAAUA
Messenger RNA from Bubalus bubalis (water buffalo), 2273 nucleotides. RefSeq names its product DET1 partner of COP1 E3 ubiquitin ligase (gene DET1). The transcript has 5 exons. The record is from RefSeq and is a predicted model, not a curated record. Bases 144 to 1796 code for a protein of 550 amino acids. NCBI's taxonomy places the organism in Eukaryota, Metazoa, Chordata, Mammalia, Artiodactyla, Bovidae. Gene Ontology annotation, biological process: protein ubiquitination; positive regulation of proteasomal ubiquitin-dependent protein catabolic process. Gene Ontology annotation, molecular function: ubiquitin protein ligase binding; ubiquitin-like ligase-substrate adaptor activity. Gene Ontology annotation, cellular component: cullin-RING ubiquitin ligase complex; nucleus.